This is a messenger RNA of Protopolystoma xenopodis, 417 nucleotides long. The record is from the annotation of a GenBank genome assembly. NCBI's taxonomy places the organism in Eukaryota, Metazoa, Platyhelminthes, Monogenea, Polystomatidea, Polystomatidae.
AUGCAUAUGGCGGACAAAGCACCGAAUGCUUGUCUCGUGUUUCUGGUAAAAACAGACUCCAUUCAAACAAGGCCUGUUAGAGAUACUGUAGAUUUUGAUGUGGAGGAAGUGGGCUUCAAAGGAAGAACUCGCUUACUUCCCAUUCGAAACGGCAGCGAUCUUCUUCUUCCAUAUGCCCGAACUCUUACUAGACACUUCUCUAGCGUCUUGCUUCGACCCCAGCUUUUACGACCUCGAACUCCGCCCUGCUAUCCCAAGCCGAUCACAUCAAACGAUACUUGUGUGGCUAAUGUGAAUAAUGCUGCUUUGCAGGCUGGACUAUUAUAUAAUCGCCUUCUUCUCUCACAAACAAAGCGAUUUGUACGUGCUUGCUGUCUCUUAUGGCGUCGUAUGCAUCUUGUUAUGCCAAGACGGUAA